Molecule: messenger RNA, 1245 nt
Organism: Corapipo altera (White-ruffed manakin)
Lineage: Eukaryota; Metazoa; Chordata; Aves; Passeriformes; Pipridae
Product: zinc finger protein 664-like
Exons: 1
Coding region: 7-1245 (412 amino acids)
Source: RefSeq, a predicted model, not a curated record
GGGGGGAUGUCCUUGGCCUUCCCUGUGGGCCGGAGGCAAAUCCCCUCCCUGUCCUUCUUGCUUCCUGCCCCAGGCCCCGAGCUGAGGACGGAGAGCCCGGAGGACAAAUCCCCCUGUGAGAUCCUGGUGGGAGAGGCCGUUUUGAAGGGCUCCCCGGCGCAGGAAGGCAGCGGGGAGGAAAAGGUCCGGAGAUCCCCCCGCAGGAGGGGCUCCAAAGCCAUCCCAGGGUGCUACCCGGAGCUUCCUAGGCUGUGCCGGGAAGGCAGCCAGAGCCUGAGCCCGAACUCCAACCUGGUGGUCCCUGACCAACCUCCCAGCAGAGAGAAACCCUUCCAGUGUUUGGAAUGUGGGAAGAGCUUCAGUAAACGCUCCAACCUCAUCCGACACCAGCUUAUCCACACUGGGGCACGACCCUACACGUGUCAGGAAUGUGGGAAGAGCUUCAGGAACAGCUCUGACAUGAUAAGACACCAGCACAUCCACACUGGGGCACGACCCUACACGUGUGGGGAAUGUGGGAAGAGCUUCGGUGACAACUCCAACCUCCGCACUCACCAGCGCAUCCACACUGGGGAACGGCCCUACACAUGUGGGGAGUGUGGGAAGAGCUUCAGUGACAGCUCCUACCUGAACCAACACCAGCGCAUCCACACUGGGGAACGGCCCUACAAAUGUAGGGAAUGUGGGAAGAGAUUCAGGGGCAGCUCCCACCUGAUCCGACACCAGUACAUCCACACCGGGGAAUGGCCCUACAAGUGUAGGGAAUGUGGGAAGAGCUUCGGGUACAGCUCGCACCUGAUUCGCCACCAGCGCAUCCACACUGGAGAACGGCCUUAUAUGUGUGAGGAAUGUGGGAAGAGCUUCAGGAGCAGCUCUAACCUGAUCCAACACCAGCGUGUCCACACUGGAGAAGGACCCUUCACGUGUGGGGAAUGUGGGAACAGCUUCAACCAGAGGCUCCAGCUCAUCACCCACCAGCGCAUCCACACUGGAGAACGGCCCUACAAGUGCUUGGAAUGUGGGAAGAGGUUUCAGCGCAGCUCACAUGUCCUCCAGCACCAGCGGACACACACAGGGGAGAGGCCUUUCCACUGCACCGACUGUGGGAAGAGCUUCAACCAGAACUCCCACCUCGUCACCCACCGGCGCAUCCACACAGGGGAGAAGCCCUACAAGUGUGGGGAGUGUGGGAAGAGCUUCAGCCAGAGCUCUAGUUUGACCCAACACCAACGGACCCACCGGUAA